AGGUAUAAGCUAGGGGCUCCGAUACUGAAAAGGUCCGGUUUUACUCUGUGCAAGUUGACAGGUCAAGUAAUGAAUUUAAAAUCGUGUGACGGCACUUUUCAUCACAACCUUGCCUAAAACCCCAAUUAACUCCAUUCGAAAAUAUUCAAUUUCGUUCCUUUGAGGUGGACAAAAAGUGUUGGAGUCCAGCAAACAGCAACUUUCUCUCUCUAUAAGCUUCCGCCACACGUCUCCGAGUGCCAUUAACAGUUAUUUCCCAUGUCUGAAUGCACCUCAGCGCGUGGGAACUCCGAGCUUGUGGAGUUAUUCUACCCUGGAAGGGUGUCUUCGGCCAUGCGGCGCUAUGUGGACGAUGGAGUGGGGGCACGAAUUCGGUUCAUUCCCACGCUCUAUCGGAAUGUAUACCACUGAAACACCGAUCAUUCUCUAUAGUCACCUUAGUGACCUCCCUUCGGGUUGGACUUCGGAAAUAUCGACAGUCGAAAGAAGUCACCCUCCGAGAGAAAUACUCAAGUUUUCGUGCUAGUAGUGCACACUAUUCGACAAAAAUUUUGCAAUUUUUUGGAUUUGUUUACACUUUUUUGGCGGGACGAAGGAAGGCAAUCCGACUUUGAAGGAGUGUAACAAUAUGCCCAUAAGUGAAGACGAGUACGAGAUUCGACCUUCCCAAGAAUCAGUCACAAUGUCGAAAGCCGAACUACGAAAAACGCACAAACCCAUAAUGGAGAAGCGCAGAAGAGCCAGAAUUAACCACUGUUUGAACGAAAUCAAAACCCUUAUCUUGGAAGCAAUGAACAAAGACCCGGCAAGACACUCAAAACUUGAAAAAGCCGAUAUCUUGGAAAUGGCCGUGAAACACCUCCAAAACGUCCAACGCCAACAACUAGCCGUUGCAAUGGCAUCCGACCCUUCCGUUUUACGAAAAUUCAAGUCAGGUUUCAACGAAUGUGCCAACGAAAUCGACCGUUUCGUCUCACAAUCCGAAGUUGACGACGGCCUCAAAGACCGGAUGCGAUCCCACUUGCAAAAAUGCAUCAACGGGAUCGACCAUGUUGCCCAUUUCAACUUCCCCAACUUUCCAAAUUUACCGUUCACUUCAACUUCAAACGUACCUUCUUCAAGUAUCGGUGACCAAAACAAUAACGCAAGAGUGCAAAUACCACAAAGCAUCCAAUUGAUACCAAGCCGACUUCCAAGCGGGGAAAUCGCCUUGCUUUUACCCAACUCGAGUAACUUACCAUUUUUGCAACAAAGAGAACGACCAAGUGCUUUCGUAACUGUGAUACCGUCAUCUUCAUCAACUUCGGUAAGUCCUCCGGCAAGCCCCAAGGGGUUCCGUCCAGUGCAACCAACAACCUACCACGAACAACCCCAAGUGCCCCAAGUGUCUUCCACUUCGAUUCCUCCAGCAAUGGAAGUCAAAAGUAUGAAAUUCCCGAUUCAUCAACGCAUUAUCAGUCCGAAAAAAACGAUAGAGCCUUUGUGUAUUAUAACAAAUCAGUCGGAGCGCUUCAAACAGGCGCAAACUCGCGAAGAUGGCGCCGAUUUUGAGGAGAAUCGCACUCAAGGAGUGAAGAGAAAAUAUGCCGAAAUGACUCAAGGUUUGCUCACUGUGGCCGAAUAUCCGGCUACUAAAAUAAUUAAAACGGAAUCAGCGACGAGUACGACAGAGGCCACAGCGUCCACUUCUCGGGAGUCGAAUCCUCCAGGGGAUGGGAACAGUGAUAUGUGGAGGCCGUGGUAGCGAGUUACUCUGUGAUUUGAUUCAAAGCUUUAAUGUGAUGAGAGACGAGUUGAACUAUUUUUACGUUAAGUGUGUUUCUAGAUUUAAGGUUUGACUGAAUUUACGAGAUUUAUGUGUUAAGUUUUUCGCAAUUUUCCGAAUAAUAAAUGCUUAGAAAACGUU
This is a messenger RNA of Tribolium castaneum (red flour beetle), 1906 nucleotides long. RefSeq names its product protein deadpan. NCBI's taxonomy places the organism in Eukaryota, Metazoa, Arthropoda, Insecta, Coleoptera, Tenebrionidae. Gene Ontology annotation, biological process: anterior/posterior pattern specification; regulation of neurogenesis; regulation of transcription by RNA polymerase II. The transcript has 4 exons. The record is from RefSeq and is a predicted model, not a curated record. Gene Ontology annotation, molecular function: DNA-binding transcription factor activity, RNA polymerase II-specific; protein dimerization activity; RNA polymerase II cis-regulatory region sequence-specific DNA binding. Gene Ontology annotation, cellular component: nucleus. Bases 629 to 1744 code for a protein of 371 amino acids.